AUGAAGUUUACGCCGGGUCUAGUUUUUGCGGCACUUGCAGUUACUGCUGCUUAUGCCGAUACACCGAACACAUACCUACGCAAGGACGAUGAUGAUCUCAAGAUUGAUCUGAACGAGCUGUUUGGCGACACGAAGAACAUUGGCAAAAACGGCAAAAUCAACAUCUUGGAUCUGAUAGGCAGUAGCCUUGAUACAGAAUGGCAAAAGAAAUACUUAAAGCCGCAGCAAGCCGACAGUACGCUUGCAAAAGGCGAUGGUGCUUACAAGAGCGUCCAAAGCAAAGACGACUUGGACUCGGAAGACGAAGGUACCGUUCUGGCGAAGAGCGUCCGCGGCGUUUCCAAGCCUAACAUUCCUGCCAAUCCUACAGGUGAUGGCGGUGACACGAUGACGUCGCUGGGUGAAAGUACUUCAAAUUAUGAUGUAGAUUCCCCAGUAAACGAUGGAGCCGCGCACAAAAGUGUCAAAUUUGAUGACGACGGCAUGAUUGCUUCUGGGAAAAUUACGGUAAUGGCCGAACUAUCCAAGCAAAUGAACGAGUAUCUCGACGCGCAAGAGGCAUGCGAGGCAAUACAAUCUCAACCAGUGGAUCUUGGAAUCGAUAAUGAAAAAUUCGUGCACCCUAGCACUGGUGAAGAUCCCCUGGGAAAGUGUGCUAAGUUCUAUAGUCUCAUUUCAAAGCCCAUUGAUGUCGAGAAAUAUAAAUACGGUGUUGAAGAUUCCCUGGUAGAAAGUGGCAACGCGUACAAUGAUGCCUCAUCUGACGACGACGACGAAGACGAAGAGACACCUAAGGUCGAUGGUAAAUAUCCCCUGUCAAAGGAUGACGGUAUAAUUAAGGACGAUUCUGAUAACGACGACGACGAAGAGACACCUAAGGUCGAUGGUGACCCCGCAAACAAAGGUGUCCCGACCGUUCACGACAACGAAGAUGAUGCUGAUGACUUUUACUCUUCUAAAAAUCCCAAAGAGUCGAAGAAGAAGAAUGCUUCAGCUCCCAGUGUUGGUCAUCUGUUCGUAGAUUAUGGGGACGGUGUCAUUGGUGACGAGGAAGACACACUUGUUGUGAAGGAUUCAAAGGGCAAAACGCUAAUGAUGGAAAACGAUCCUACACAGAACGACCAUCUUCAGACGUAG
Peronospora belbahrii is the source of this 1137-nucleotide messenger RNA. The record is from the annotation of a GenBank genome assembly. NCBI's taxonomy places the organism in Eukaryota, Oomycota, Peronosporomycetes, Peronosporales, Peronosporaceae.